AUGGCAGCCAUCGAGAUUACUCCCAUUGUCAACAACUGCUGCGUGCAAUGCUGCAAAGAAGAGCAGUAUGGCGAUCACGACUAUUGCGUGUAA
Molecule: messenger RNA, 93 nt
Organism: Botrytis sinoallii
Lineage: Eukaryota; Fungi; Ascomycota; Leotiomycetes; Helotiales; Sclerotiniaceae
Exons: 2
Coding region: 1-93 (30 amino acids)
Source: RefSeq, a predicted model, not a curated record